Pelagomonas calceolata is the source of this 1391-nucleotide messenger RNA. The record is from the annotation of a GenBank genome assembly. Lineage: Eukaryota; Pelagophyceae; Pelagomonadales; Pelagomonadaceae.
AAACCACAGCAAAACACAUGCUAAACUGCAACAUUUGCAGGUGCUGAGGGGCGCUCUGCUGUGCAAAAGUCGACUCAGUGCUGCACGCCAUCGCUGCGGCCCUUACGGCGCGGCAAAGCAAUGCGUCACGCAGCAGCCCUAUUGUGCCUCGUCGUCGCGCAAGUCAAUGCGCUUGCGAAGUCAACCCUGGGAAACACCACGGUCUACCAAACAUUACCUAGACUCGAAUGCAGCAAGGAAACCGACACAAACAAGGCCGCGGACGUCCGCGCCGAGCCGAUCAUUUUAUUCGUCCACGUCUUCAAGGCGGCCGGUUCUUCCGUGAGAGGCAUUUUCCGGAGGUACGCCGAGAAAUGCAAUAAGCGGUGGGCUUGUCUGGUCCAGUGCCAGAAGGGAGGGUCACCAAGAGGUGCAACAGUACCCUGUAGACUAAGGGAUAUGGUUAACCUCAACAGAAGGCUGGUCAUGGGCGAGGACGGGCGACGGAACCCUAGGACGGAGAAUUUGGGGGCUUUAUCUCAUAUUGUGGGAGGCCAUUUUCACUAUGGGAUGCAUAUGUUGGUACCACAGGGUAGAAAGUACUUUUAUGUUACGGUAGUACGAGAACCCCUCAGUACGUGGAUCUCGGGCAUGAGGUACCACGACAAGUCCCUGAAAACGGUGAGUGAUGUCCGCAAUGCGGCCGAGAAAUUUUUACCUCGAGGGUCGAACCGCUUCUAUCAAAAUGGUUUGACGUAUCUGGGGGCCGUCGAUGGUCUACCGUUGGGGCGGAAAGCCCCGAUGCCCGAGAAGCUCGUGUCGGCUUUGUCGAAUCUGGAGGAUGUCCUGGUGGUUGGGGUUGUUGAAAGUUGGCCGACCACUAUAGACCUGUUGCAGGCCAUGCUUGAUCCCACGGACCAGGCGCCGUACAUGUGGGACCGCUACCGUGAUAGUGCGAGGAAGAAAAACACGGCCUCGAAGUCCUUGUCGAGUGUGGACAUCGUUCGCGAUUUAAGAGGAGACGGCUACUGGGCUGAUAUAAGGCGGUUCCUGCUGUUCGAGAACGCCUUCUACGCCGCGGCGUUAGCUCGACACGCGUUGGCCUGCAAGCACGUGCUGGGCGAUGAUUGUAGAUUAAGACGCCAGGGCGGGCUUGGCGUGUUGUUGAACGCGUCGCUGCUGGCCCCUGAUUUACUGCCGUCGGGCGACAUCGACGCGGCGUCCCUCGUGAACAGCCAGCCGGAGAAACCGCGCGUCUCGCCCGUCGCCGUCGCGUCCGCGCACGCGGUGCUGGCGGAGGCGAAACGGCAGCGGGCGGUCCGGGACAAGCAGCGGAAGAAUCGGAAAAAGAAGAAGAAGCUCCUGCCCGUGACGGAGCAAUUAUAGUGUAGUGAAUUAACAGUCGUGUGAAC